Amphimedon queenslandica is the source of this 4091-nucleotide messenger RNA. Its product is annotated as ankyrin-2-like. The transcript is spliced from 23 exons. Lineage: Eukaryota; Metazoa; Porifera; Demospongiae; Haplosclerida; Niphatidae. Bases 156 to 4046 code for a protein of 1296 amino acids. Gene Ontology annotation, molecular function: protein binding. The record is from RefSeq and is a predicted model, not a curated record.
CAAAUUCAGAAAAUGUACGGAGUUUUACAAAACUGGUUAAUUAACUAUACAUGGUCACGCCCAUAUUUUUAUUCCCCGCGCCCGACUUUGUCAGCCAAUUUGCUGUUGGUUGUUGUAGCUGAGACUAUCUUUUUAUCUUCUUUUUUAAUGUAGUUAUGUCUGCAAGUGAUGCGCUAACAGUCUGUAAUGUAUUCUGGGGGAACAGAUUAGCCUCUCAGCCUCACUUACCUCACCAUGCAAAGCUUAACUUCACCGCCUUCUGGCCUGACAAGAGAACAUUCAUCGAGCUCUAUCGAUUGACUACAGACUCUGAGCGGCUCCUUGAUGAUCUCGUGAAGCUUUUACUGGCUAGUCACACGAUAGAACCACUCCAGGCGCUUUUAUCUGAAGGAUUACUAAAAUGGGAUCAAAAGUUUCCUGGCAACAUGUCAUUUGCUCAUUUGGUAUGUGCACUUAAUCCAGUUGCUCUCCUACAAUUGUUAGUUAAUUAUACACCAGAGGCUAAUGGAACUUGGACCACUAAAGACAAUAAAGGUCGUGACCCAUUGAGCGUCUGUUUUGAUUCUGAUUGUCGUAAAUUUGUAGCUAAAAAUGUGAAGGGACUAAAUAAUAAAAAGAACAAAAAUCAAAAUUCACCUUUAUCAUUGACAGAAGAAGUAAAGAAUACAUUGUUAUCAUUAGCAAGUGCCCCUGAAGGAUUAUAUGAUUUAGCUAUUUUAAUACAAAUGUAUGCUGUUAAUGUUAACGAAGUGAAAGAUGACGAAGGAAAUUCAUUGCUUCACUUGGCAGCCCAAGGAGGGCUACCUUGCCUCCCUCAAUUGUUUUAUCUGAUCCAAUUCUGUUGUGGGGAUAUCAGUAAUGUGAUCAAUGAACUGAAAAUGACACCUGCCUGCUUAUCAGCUAAACUGGGCGAUGAGAAGAUAACAGACUUAUUGAUUUGUGUUUUUGGUGUCAGCGUACACAGCACUGACCUAUUGUUGGGGUGGUCUUUAUUGCAUUAUGCAGCUAGAUACGGACACUCAGAAUUAAUAAGGAUUUUACUGGACAGAGGUGCUGAUCCUAAUCAAGAAGACAUCAGUAAAUGCAUACCUAGUUUCUUGGCUCAGAGACACGGCCACAAUGACUGCUAUCGUAUUCUAAUGCAGCACGUUAGGGACAGAAUUGAAGACUUAGCACGAAAAGCCACUGAAGGCACAUUGGUAAUAAACGAAUUGAGUCCGUCUGAUAUUUGUGCUGUUACUGCUGACGGAUUUACAUUAUUAAUGAAAGCAGUGAUUGGUAAUAGAACUGCAACAGCGCGUGAGCUUUUAAAGUUUGAAUGCUGUCCUAAAGACUUUAGACAAAUGAAAUUACCAGAUACCUCAUCAUUGGAGGAUAGUACUGGUUUACCAACUGUACCACACCAUAUUGAACAAUCUUUAAAAACAGCUGUAACCCUUGCAGCUGAAAACGGAUUUACAGAAUGUCUACAUGUAUUACUCAAUGGUGGGGCCCAUCCUGCUAUAGCAGACAGUCAGAAUUGGCUACCAAUUCAUUAUGCAAGCUCAGGUGGUCAUAAAGAAAGUGUUAAAGCAAUUGUGUCGCAUCCUAAAGGACUGACAGGCUUAAAACUGGCCAUCAGUUUGGCUGAAUAUAAUGGACGCUCAGAUAUUGUUAGCAUUCUUAACACUGCCUUGGAAAAGCGUCAGAGAGAUAUAGUUACGCCUACAUUGUUUGAAAUUGCUGUUGAUGGCGACAAAGAUCUCUUGUAUCAGCUACUUGAAAAUGGCGAUGAUGUCAAUCCUACAAAUGAAUUAUCAGAAUGGCCACUGUAUAAAGCAGCCUCAUUUGGACACAUUGAGGUCAUUAAGAUGCUUUUUGAGCAUGGAGGUAUAGUUGUACGCCACAAUAGCCUUAAUCUGAACAGUCCGCUCCACCCAGCUGCUUUAGGGGGACACUAUGAAGUACUAGUGUUUCUAUUAGAACAUUGUUCCAAAGAUGCCUCCUCAUCAAGUGCCGAGUAUUUGGAUAUAAAUGAAAAGAAUGGAGCUGGGUCCUCUCCACUAGAACUAGCAAUGUCACACGGGCAUAGCAAAGUGGUCCAGUUGCUGUUGGAUAAUGGAGCCAUUACAACAUUGCCUGACUCCACUGGACGGCUAUUAACUUGCAAUGCAUUUGGCGGAAUACAGUUUCUAUUAGAGAGUCAUCGGAAGCAGUUAAUGGACAGGGUAGUGAAGGCUUUAAAAGAGCAAAAGUCAUUGAAAGACUUUAAAUUAUUAUGGAAGUAUCCAAGUGAUUUCAAUAUCCGAGACCAUCACGGGGACACUGUUCUUAUGGUUGGGGCCAGAUAUGCUAAACCUGACGUGGUCGAGUUCCUAUUGCAAUCUGCUUCUCAAUAUAACAAUGACAUGAAAGUAGUAGUAUCAGCACCCACACCAAGAUUAAAGGGUCGUUCUAAUCACUCUCGUGAAUUCAAUUCGUCAAUCGAAGACAGCGUUCAUUCCGACAAUCCUUACGGCUACAUGAGGAGGCGUGAGUCUAUAGAUCAACUGCCACGCCCACAAACAUCACGAAAACAAUCAAACAGGAGAAGUGUUCGUAGCUCAAGGCAGUUUUUAAAUAGUCAUGAGACCAAUGGUUAUUAUGGUGGAGGAGGUCCUGUGAGUACUACAGAGGAAGAGACCAGUAGCGAUGAGUCUUUCAAUGAAGGACAGUACAUCAGGCUGAAUAAACCAAUCAGCUCUCAUGCCUAUGCAUCAUGCCCCAAAGGGAAUGAUGGCAUGCCCACUGGACACUGUACACCUUCAGGACUAGUUUGUUUGACUAGUACCAGAGAUGGUAUGACAGCACUGCAUAGAGCAGUCGAGGGGAAUCAGCAUAAAAUAAUCCCACUCCUUCUUGCUGCUGAUCCUAAAGUAGCCAAUAUUCAAGAUAGGAAUGGACGCUCUCCUCUUCAUCUCGCUUGUGAUCUUAAUUAUAAAAACUGUGUCAUUUCUUUAUUUAAUUAUCGUGGCAUCAUUAUCAACACUACACUUCGUGAUGUUUCAAACAAAUUAGCAGAAGAGCUUGCCCUUAACACAAGACUAAGAAACAGAGUUAAGAAAUACAGAGAAAAGCAGUUAAAAGACGCCCAUCCAGCCAGACGACCGUUACCACCAGAACCAAAAGCGUCUCCUAGCAUCAGACAAAAGCCGAGAAAAAUUCCACAUGCAAGUACACCUAACAGCAAUGGACACACCCCCAGACACACCCCUGGAUACACUCCUGGACACACCCCUGGAUACACCCCCGGACACACCCCUGGAUACACACCCUCUCGAUAUCAGUCACCUAUUCAUCCAGCUGUGAGAGAUGACCCCAGGGGAUCAAGACGCCAUCUUGAUUUUGUACCAGAGGACAGGCCACCUCACCUCCCCCACCCUUCCCUUGGACUCACAAUGGAGCAAGACAUGAGGAGACAAGGCCCAGAGUAUGAACCAGCUGGCAGUGUUUUAAACGUUGGUGGACCUGGGAGCGUUUAUGGAGACGGAAGUGCCUAUGGACGAGGUCCAGGGAGUGUCUAUCGAAAUGGGCCUGGUAGUGUUUAUGAACGAGGCCAAGGAAAUAUUUAUGAACGAGGUCCAGGGAGUGUCUAUGAACGAGGUCCAGGAAGCGUCUAUGGAAAUGGGCCCGGAAAUGUUUAUGAACGAGGACCUGGUAGUGCUUAUGAACGAGGCCCUGGUAGUGUAUAUGAACAGAGCCCUGGUAGCGUCUAUGGACGUGGCCCAGAAAGUGUCUAUGGACGAGGUCCUGGGAGUGUUCGCAGUGGUGAUGGCUAUAGAUCUGCUGAUCCAAAUAACUAUAGGCCUCAUGUGCCAAGAGGAAGACAUGCUGAUGACGAUGACCCAGGAUACAACAGUGUCUCUCCUCCUAAUCAUGGUGGAUCCCGUCCAGUGUUACCUCUUCCUUUCCCCUCCCAUGGUCCCUCUAGUGUAAUACCUGAAGUAUCAAUAUCUCCUACCAGUUCGAUGGAUCGUGUUGCAGUCUUGAGGGACAUUGCUCCUUAUGAUGAUGUCCCUGAUCACUAGUUUUAAAUGAUUUUUAACUUUUUGAAUUAAUGAUUUUUACGAUUA